GCCCCAAAGCCGCAAGAUGCGAUUCCUCUGCGUACUGAUCCUCGCCAGCCUCCUGGCAGUGGCUAGUUCAACUUCAUCUACUUCACCUGCUUCAUCUACUUCACCUGCUUCAUCUACUUCACCUACUUCGUCCACUUCUCCAACUUCGUCCACUUCUCCAACUUCGUCCACUUCUCCAACUUCGUCGUCGUCGAGUUCCUCAUCAUCCACGGCGACCACCACUACAACGACAGUUGCUCCCACGACCACCACCACCACGGAGGCGUCCAGUUCAUCAUCGUCGAGCGAUAAGAAAGUUCGGCACACGAGGCACUACGUCAACCGGCGUCACAGGAAGGACAAGAAGACCACCAAGAGCAAGAAAAAGAACAGCAAGAAAAACAAGAAAACCAAGAAAGUCCGACGCACCCGUCGCAGUGGUUAAAUAUUUUCUUCCUUUCGAAAUCGAAAUCAACCCACCGAUCGCAGAAAAAACUAUGAUUGC
Messenger RNA from Drosophila melanogaster (fruit fly), 484 nucleotides. RefSeq lists its product as uncharacterized. The coding region runs from base 17 to 424 and encodes 135 amino acids. The transcript has a single exon. The record is from RefSeq and is marked reviewed. NCBI's taxonomy places the organism in Eukaryota, Metazoa, Arthropoda, Insecta, Diptera, Drosophilidae.